CAGAUCUUCGUUCACGAACAGAAACGACGACCACUGUUCAUGCAGUAAAGAGAAGAUCUAAACAGGCUUAAUGAACUUAUAGAGGAAUGGAUCGUCUGCUGAAACCCCGACCGUUUUUAAUUUUUUGUCUUAUCUGUGUUUUUUGUUUGUUGUGGUCAACCGUCCGCUUUGCACCGGUGUCGGUAACUUGGGUGAGUGAGAAGAAAAGUUCGUGCAAACCACGUGUAAACGUCGUGUUUUUGAAAACUCACAAAUGUGCCAGUUCAACUAUACAAAAUAUAUUUUUUAGGUAUGGAGACGCCCAUAACCUAACGUUUGUUCUGCCUUAUGAACGUAACUAUCUCGGUCAUCCUUUACCAUUCAAUCACAAGAUGAUUCCCGAUCCGUCCCGUUUUAAUCGAACGUAUAAUAUUUUAGCUCAUCACACACGUUUUAACCAAACCGAGAUAAAAAAAGUGAUGCCAGAAGAUUCCAUUUACGUCACCAUAGUCCGCGAUCCUUUGGAGCUCUUCGCAUCCCUGUACUCUUAUUAUGAACUGGACAAAGCUUACAAGUUGAAAUUAGAGAAUCUACAUCGCGUUUCGUUGAAAACAUUUGAAUAUAAACUCACAUUCAAAAGACUGUUUAGAAAACUUGGUCUCAAUCAGAUGCUGUUCGAUCUGGGCUUCAGUCCAAACUCUUUUCGAAAUCUCAAAGCCGUUUCUGACUUUAUUAAUUACACCGACUCGGUUUUCGAUCUAGUGAUGGUUGCAGAACGAAUGGAAGCGUCUUUGGUGUUGCUGAAAGACCUCAUGUGUUGGGAUUAUAACGACGUUAUCGCUUUCCGACAUAAUGCAAGAAACGACACAAACAAAAACAACCUCCCCCCCAAAAUUCAGACACUUAUACGACAUCUUAAUACGGGAGACGAAAUGCUCUACCAGCACUUCAAACAUAAACUUGAAGACCGGAUACGUGAAUUUGGUGAAGACAAAAUGGCCAAAGAAAUCAUUGAGCUUCGGAGAAGAACUAGUUUGUUUUAUAAGUUUUGUGUGAAAAAAGAAAUGCCUAUUUCGAAAGCCCAAGUUCUCAAGGAGAAAACCCAUUCAAACGUGAUUACGUUUUUGGCGAGUGAUUCUGGCGGCAACGAAACCUGUAACCGAAUGAUAAACCGAGAGUUAGAGUAUACGGACAAACUCCGUUUCAAGCAGCGAGAUAUGUAUCACGUCGUGAAAAAGAAAACGACUUCCAAAAAAUCAAGACCUCUCAACCGAACUCAGCCGAGUAAGAUAACUGUUGAAAAAAACUAUCACUCUCAUCAGAGUAAUGACAAAAAUAUUCCAGCUUCUUCAGCUGUGGAUCCUAAGACUAGGAAUGUCCACUUAUGAUACUUUAUAAACCGAAACGUCGACUUCUGAUAAUCAGUUUAAAUUAAGUGCUAUGGCAGUUGCUACUGUAUAGAACUGCUUUCUGAAUAGUAGUUCUGUAAAAACAAUCUAUGUUAGUGCAAUAUUAAACUAUUUUAAUGUUAAAAAAACACGCAAUAAACAUCACUAAGAUUGUAUUACCAUGAAACACCUUUGGCAGCCAUCUAUAUGUAACUGUGUUAAUUAUUAAUAUACUUACCUUGUUUUUAUUAAAUCAUUACAAUCAA
Molecule: messenger RNA, 1633 nt
Organism: Limulus polyphemus (Atlantic horseshoe crab)
Lineage: Eukaryota; Metazoa; Arthropoda; Merostomata; Xiphosura; Limulidae
Product: galactose-3-O-sulfotransferase 2-like
Exons: 2
Coding region: 87-1367 (426 amino acids)
Biological process (GO): glycolipid biosynthetic process
Cellular component (GO): membrane
Molecular function (GO): galactosylceramide sulfotransferase activity
Source: RefSeq, a predicted model, not a curated record